Molecule: messenger RNA, 1852 nt
Organism: Aspergillus pseudotamarii
Lineage: Eukaryota; Fungi; Ascomycota; Eurotiomycetes; Eurotiales; Aspergillaceae
Product: NAD(P)-dependent oxidoreductase
Exons: 5
Coding region: 410-1345 (311 amino acids)
Molecular function (GO): oxidoreductase activity, acting on the CH-OH group of donors, NAD or NADP as acceptor; NADP binding; NAD binding
Source: RefSeq, a predicted model, not a curated record
AGAAUAACGAUCUGUUCCGCAUGACUGAUUUAGCAAAAUGUUUUCUUCUUGGUUGUGUACUUGAGGGCCAGAUUGGGGGUCAACAUCCACCACUAGCCCCUUGCCACAAUCCUCAAACGAAUGAUAGGAUGGAGGCUGAAACUUCAUGUAUGAACGCUCAACAUAGUAUACCGCGGAUGUCUAUAAUUAUGACCAGUCAAUGAAAACCAUUCUCACGGUAAAUGACUAGACUACCCUGUCGCAGUUGUCCGCCCGGUAUCGGGACCGCCCGGUUAUCGAUUAUCGUUAAGAACACCCCUACUCUAGCUCAUAACCUCUCAUAUCCUGCUCUACAACUUCAACUUACCCCCUGUAGCUGUGUAUUUGAUCACACAUAUCCUUGACUCUAGAGUCUAUUGUAUCGUCAAACAUGACUCGUAUCGGUUGGUAUGGCCUAGGCUCCAUGGGCCUAGCCAUGGCCACCAAUCUCCAAAGACACUUAGCAACCAAAAAUGCCAUGAAUCUAAUCUACUCGAACCGGACAAUGGCACGCGGGGACCCCCUCAAAACCCUAGGUGCUACGCCAGAGACCAGCUUCGCCAAACUAGUCGGUCAAUGCGGGAUCAUCUUCACCAUGGUCUCCAAUGACUCAGUCCUCCAACAAUUAAUUACAUCCGCCAUUGGAUCGGGGUACUCUCUCCGCGACAAGAUCUUCGUGGACUGCUCGACCGUCCACCCCGAAACGGUGGGUCUAACUGUCUCUAAGCUGAGAGAACAGCAAGCGUCUUUCCUAGCGGCACCUGUGUUCGGUGGCAAUCCGAUCGCGGUGGAUGGAAAGCUCGUCUUUGCCAUUGCCGGGCCGAAGAAGGCCUCGGAGGUGGUCAAGCCGUUAAUUCAAGAUGUUAUGGGUCGCAAGGUUAUUGAUUGUGGUGAGGAUGCGACUAAGUCUUCGCUUUUGAAAAUUGCUGGUAAUAUCGUCACUGUUAAUAUGAUGGAAGCCGUCGGAGAAGCCCAGGUUUUCGCCGAGCGUACUGGAUUAGGCACUGGUCCGAUGGAAGAGCUCAUCGGCGAAGCUUUUGGCGCUGUGGCUGGUGGAUAUUCGAAGAGAUUGACAACUGGUGCGUAUGCGCCGCCGCUGGAAUCUCGGCCUGGAUUUGGUGUGUCUCUUGCUAUUAAGGAUGCGAACCAUGCAUUUGCCAUGGCUAAGGAGCAUAAUGUUGAGCUUCCCGGUCUGAAGGUUGCGCAUGAGAACAUGGUUGCUGCGAGGGAGUAUGCUGGUGAAUGUCUGGACAGCAGCUCAAUGUAUGGCGUUCUGCGACAGAAGGCGGGAAUGACUUUCUGGAAUGAAAAGAGUCGGAAGGAGUGAAGUUGAAAUUGGCCAUAAGAGGGAUGGACUCAUUAAUGAGUUGGACAAUAGAUUAAUUGCUGAGCGUGGAUAAACGCAGAAUAUAGUUCUCUGGUUUUUAUUACUACGAUGUAAUGGACGGCAGACAAGGCGGUAUCAAAUAAAACACAGUUGCAUUUGGAUUUGACUAUCUAAAUGUUUGAAAUCUAACUGCUGCCACAACAACCUCUAGUCUAUGAUACCAGCUCUAGAUCUACGUUCGGUGUUUCCGACAAAUCAGGAGAAUUCUAAGCCCGAUCUUUCAGAACAUCAAGCGGCUGAGGCGAUCGUGUUCAGAAGUUCUAUUGCUACGAUGCUAUAUCCCGAAUGUCAGUAUGUUUACCGUCUCUCCAUACACUGUAUAGCCAGCAUGACUCGGACAACUUAUCCCGCUUUUCAGGCAGUUAUAGUGCAAGUAUCCGAGUGACAUGGCAACAUGGUAAAGUAGUCAAGGGUUAGAGACGAAAACAAACGAACCCCCCCCCCCCC